Epithele typhae is the source of this 507-nucleotide messenger RNA. RefSeq lists its product as uncharacterized. The record is from RefSeq and is a predicted model, not a curated record. NCBI's taxonomy places the organism in Eukaryota, Fungi, Basidiomycota, Agaricomycetes, Polyporales, Epitheliaceae. The transcript has 4 exons. The coding region runs from base 1 to 507 and encodes 168 amino acids.
AUGUACGCCGCCCGGCGUCCCAUAUCUCUCUACAUCCCCGGCUACGCCGACGCGAAGGUCCCAAUCACUGCCAAGGAGCUGAGCACCGACGGCUCCGGCCACACCGUCUGGGCGCUCGCAGUCGGCCACCUCAAGCGGCGCGUUCACCGCAACGGGCACCGCGACCGCAGGGUUCACCGCCGGUGCGCAUCGUCUCCCCCGGCUCCGCAUCAGGGCGUGCCCGGCACUCACACUAGGACGCUCGCCCUCGGCCCGAAGGACGCGCACCUCAAGGCGAACGUCAACGGGGCGCUCGUCGAGGACGACUGCACGAUCGUCGACGGCGUCGCGACCUGCACCCAGGCGGUCCUCCUCAGCCAGGGCGCGUCCGGGUCGGCCACGAGCACCGUCUCCACUGCGGUGAACACCGAGGCGGCCAAGGCGGUCCAGGUCCAGACAAAUGGCGCGACGGGUUUGGACGUUCGGGCGUUGGUGGGCGUUGGGACGGUGUUCCAUGUUCUUCUGUAG